UUUCUUCCAAUUCUCAACUUCACUGGUCUGCUGCUACUUGAGUUUUUCUGCCCAUUGCUCUGAGUUCCUGCAUACGACAUACAAUCUCAUAUUGUUGUGGGUGUUCUUCACAUCAAGAAUAGUAUACUGUUGGUGAGCUCGUUUUUUUUGUUGAUGAUAGUUUGUUUGUUUAAGGGUUGGGUCAUUGGUUUUUCUAAUUUGCUGCUAUAAUUUCUGAGUAUUUGAUCUGAUUCUCGCUCUACUAAAUGGAAAUUCUGUCACCGGAACUGUUUCUGCUUGAUUUCUGAAUACAUUUCAUCUCUAAAGAGGGUGUUUAUGUUUUUUGUUCAUGAAAAUAAUGGAAAUGGUCAUCAACUGUUGGCGGGGGGAGAGGGAAUUGGGUCAUUGGGGACGGAGGAAUUUACUGAUAGGUUUGUUCUGAAAGUCAGUGAGAAUUUGGAGGCUUUGCACUUUGGGUGUAUUGAUGUGGAGUGAGCUGUAUAAAUUUAAUUUAUUUCAUAGAUAUUGGUUAUGGAUUCAUGGUGAUUAUAUGAGCUCGACCCUCUGGGAGAUGUUGAUGAAUGAGUGUGACAUUUUUCUAUUUCUUUCUGGAGGUUUCCUUGAAAGACUAGUUUUCCCUGCUUCCCCCAAGUGACUCGAACCUAUGUUGGGUUGUAGGUCAAGGUGCUUACCAACAAGCUAACUUGCUUGUAUGUGAUGUCAUGCAUUUGGUUGAAUUAUGAUCCAAUCAGGUUUAGUUCUAUUGGGUUACUUAAACAAGAAAACUUUUUUUUGGUUAACAAAUUGGAACGAAAAUAUUAACUGUCCUUCCUUUUUCUUUGUUUGGGUAUGAAUUAGUCAACAUGCCUAUAAAAUGAGGUUUUGCUAACAUUAUUUAGUGCUUAAAAGAAGCAAGGUCUUGCAGGGGCUUUAUGAGGAGAGUGUCAGAGGACAAAACAUUAAGUGUAGGUCUACCCUAUGGAGUGGUAUUCGAGCAGUGGCAUUGAAGAUCUAUCUCUACCAAAACAUGAGGAGAUUUUUGACAGGCGUCCAUCACCUGAUAGUUGGUCUUCAUGCAGUAAAAUGGUUGGAAACUUCAACUGUUCCCCAGAGGAACUCACUGUAUUAGAUGUGGAAGAACUUCUCUUUUGUGGGACCGCAUUCUGUAGUGAGGUUGAGCACCUUAAUGCACCAAGCUUUUCUCAAGGUUCCAGCCAUGCUUCCUGCCAGCAGAAUGCUUAUCCUUGUGAACAUUCAGAUUUUCAACUCAAUGAUUUUGCAGUAAUUGAUGAGGCGGAUGACAUUUUCUUCCAUUCACUAUUCAAAGAUGCCAGUGAAAUAGACGGAGUUGACCAAUCAGCUAAUUUUGCACAGACUUCAAGCAAGGACGAUCUGACGUCAGUUCUUAAUCUUCCAGGACAAAGAAAUCAUAUUCAAGACUGUGCAAAUAAUGUUGAAAGUGUCUGUCCUUUUCUACCACCAACAGAACCGGAAUACGACAUCUGUUUCUCAGAAUACUCCAAUGUAUCUGAAAACAUCAGUAAGGAGGAAAUAUCUGUGGAGGAAUCUGUUUUACUGGAGCUACAGAGAUCAACUUUGCAGUUUGCGAAGAAAACCAGAAUUUGCUUUAGGGAUUCGUUUUACCGCCUUGCUGAGAACUCAAGACAUCAGACUAAAUUUAGUCAGACUGGAAAAGGAGCUCUGAGAAACUGCAGACCAAGUCCAUCCAGGUUAGGAGAAGGGAAAGCUAAAAAGUCGGACACAAAUACCAUUGACAGAACAGUUGCUAC
Messenger RNA from Sesamum indicum (sesame), 1769 nucleotides. NCBI's taxonomy places the organism in Eukaryota, Viridiplantae, Streptophyta, Magnoliopsida, Lamiales, Pedaliaceae. The record is from RefSeq and is a predicted model, not a curated record.